CCCAUAUUUUUCAUCUUCAUCACUUCAGUGAGGCUGUGAGCUGGGGCACUGACUUUAUUCACUUCGGUGAUUGGACUUCAUUUACCCGGAAUGUGGUACAUUUAGUACAAACUAGCUACGUGUAUUACUAGCUAAUAUCAGUUGUAAUACAUUUUCGUUGUCAACUUUUUCUGUCAACAUUCGCGAUGGGAUUACGCAUCUUUGGAGCGCCACUUUGGGCAUAUGCGUGCGUCUGUUUGUUUGUUUCACUUCUGCACGCAGUUCAGUCCCAAUCAGAUGCAUCUGGUGCGCAAACGAGCUCGCAGAGAGCACCUCUGAGACAGACACUGCAGUGGUCCCACAAUGGCAAACUUUUUAGCAUUUUGAGCCAGGGAUCCGAGUACCACCCGGCGAGGAGGCGAGGCGCAGCACGGGGCCCAGUGGAUUCACAAACUGUCACCAUCAUCCGGGACGAAGCGAGCGAACAGCAUCAUCGACAGCAGCAGCAGCGCUCCAGGCCAGCCUCCAGGCUGCCGGUCAAUCUCGAGAGGCUCCUCAUGGAAAAUACGCACCAAGCCGAGCGCGCACACGCGCGCAGGAAUAGCUCGGCCAAUGAAACGGAUUACAAGCCCACCGUGGCUCCCCGGGCACCUCGAAGGGACGACAUGAUGGUCGGUGAUGACCCCUAUGAUCCAUACAAGUCAAUCGACUACGAAAACCCUCAUUAUAACCACUAUGAUGUUUAUGACCGGCCCGGAAGGAGACAGAGACCAGGGUAUGGCACCCGGUACCACCAAUAUGGUCUCCCGGACCUGGUUCCUGACCCAUACUACAUGCAAUCUUCUAUCUAUGUUCAGAGAGUGCCCAUGUACAGCUUGCGGUGUGCGGCUGAAGAAAACUGUCUGUCCAGCUCAGCAUACAGGUCCAGUGUUCGGGAUUAUGACACACGGAUGCUGCUGAGAUUCCCACAGAGGGUCAAGAACCAGGGCACGGCUGACUUUCUCCCCAGCCGACCACGCUACUCCUGGGAGUGGCACAGCUGUCACCAACAUUACCACAGCAUGGAUGAGUUCAGUCACUAUGAGCUACUGGAUGCCAGCACUCACCAUUCAGUGGCAGAGGGUCACAAGGUCAGCUUCUGUCUGGAGGACACUUCCUGUGACUAUGGUUACUACCGCCGCUACGCGUGCACCGCCCACAAGCAGGGUCUGAGCCCAGGAUGCUAUGACACUUACAAUGCGGAUAUUGACUGCCAGUGGAUUGACAUCACAGAUGUGAAACCUGGAAACUAUAUCCUCAAGGUCAGUGUGAACCCCCAGUAUUUAGUCCCAGAAAUUGACUACAGCAAUAACAUUAUACGCUGUGAUGUCCGCUACACUGGUAAUCAUGCCUCUGUGUCAGGAUGUCACAUGUCACCGUAUUAGAAGAUGGCCCUGGUCCUGGAGAAGAAAAGUCAAGAGGAAAACAAAUUGUAUUUAGGAUGUUUGCAACUGGAGAAAAUAAAUAAAUUAUAACAGACUAUGGCUAUAGUUGUUGGAAAUUUGUACUAUGUAAAAUCUAUUACCUUGUAUACUCAGCUUCAUGUACACUAUCAACAUACACUCAUGUAAAACAACUGUAAAUUGUGAUAGGCCUUUAUUUACACAUAUUAAAAUAUAACUAGUUUGACUUGAAUAAAACCUACUUGAACUUGUAA
Molecule: messenger RNA, 1675 nt
Organism: Periophthalmus magnuspinnatus
Lineage: Eukaryota; Metazoa; Chordata; Actinopteri; Gobiiformes; Gobiidae
Gene: loxa
Product: lysyl oxidase a
Exons: 7
Coding region: 186-1403 (405 amino acids)
Biological process (GO): peptidyl-lysine oxidation
Molecular function (GO): copper ion binding; protein-lysine 6-oxidase activity
Source: RefSeq, a predicted model, not a curated record